AGAAGCCCGCUUUAGAAAGUGAAAGUCCGAGCGUUGUGUAUGCGUGCUCACGUGUGCUGUGUAAAGAAUGCAUGAAUUACGUGUGUACGUGUACAAACUAGCAACACAUCAGUUAACGAAGUUGGCGUUGCGACGGGUCGAUGCAACGGUGAAACAUCGAUAAACAAUGUAGGCCUACUCCAACAUUGGAAAGUCCUACUUCCCAAAAUGUGAGUCGAAAUCAACCUGAAAUUUACUGGCAAACAUGUCGUAUGUCCAACUGACAGAAAAACAGUGCAAUGACACGCAAUGCAAACCACCCGACGACUGCAGAGAGAGAUACUGGUACAUCUUUUUGAGCUCAAGUUUGAUUGCUUUUUUCGGCGGGAUCGUGGUGAUUUUGGUGUUCCGGCUGGUCGUGUCGAUCAGCUGCAAGCGGCGCGUGCAGGAUGCAUCGCCGCCGACACCGAGCUUCAACGGCCCCGUGUUCAACGGUAAAAGCCCGGACAUCGAGGUCCCUUGGAUGACUGCCGUCAAAGAUUGGGCUGGGGCAUUAAUAUCAGCACAGACGAAGACUGGGAAGUUUUUGGUUCUAAUUGUUUUCAUCAUUAGCGUGGCGUCUUUUGUAGUGUACCUGCUGCAGGUCAGCCAGCCCAUCGAGAGGUGUUUUGUUCUGUCCCAGGAUACCUUAUUCCAAGUGGAUCUUGCUUUCAACUUAUUUUUCUUGUUGUACUUUGUGCUGCGGUUUGUGGCUGCACCAGACAAGUUUUGGUUCUGGCUCACCUGGAAUUCCAUCGUAGACUUCUUUACAAUACCUCCAAUCUUUGUGUCCAUGUACCUACAACGAACAUGGCUCGGUUUUCGUUUCCUUAGAGCACUGCGGAUGAUGCAGCUGUCCGAAAUCCUGCAGUUUUUGAGCAUUCUGCGGACAAGUGACACCAUCAAGCUGGUCAACCUGGUCACCGUAUUCUUCAGCAUGUGGCUGACGGCUGCAGGCUUUGUUCACUUGGUUGAGAACUCUGGUGAUUUCUGGAAUGGCUUCAGCAAUCCCGAAAACAUCGAUUACUGGACCUGUGUUUAUAUCCUUGUGGUGACCAUGUCAACCGUCGGCUACGGGGAUGUGACUGCAAAGACCACUCUGGGCAGGAUUUUCAUCGUGAUCUUCAUCUUUGGCAGCGUGGCGAUCUAUACCAGCUACCUCCCCGAGUGCGCCGAGAUCUUUGGAAGGAGGAAGAAAUACCAGGGUUCCUACCAGUCAGAGAAGGGACGAAAGCACAUCAUCUUGUGUGGGCAUAUAACGUACGACAGUGUUGCCAACUUCUUAAAGGACUUCCUGCACAAAGACAGAGAUGAUGUCAAUGUUGAAAUUGUUCUGCUAGAUAAUUCGCAGCCGGAUCUGGAACUGCAGGCAUUGUUCAAGAGGCACUUCACCCAGCUGGAGUUCUUCCAAGGGUCCGUCCUCAACUCCGUGGACCUAGAAAAAGUCCGGCUAAAAGAGGCCGAUGCGUGUCUUGUGUUAUGCGACAAGUACAACCUGGACCCCGAUGCGGAGGACGCGGGCAACAUCAUGCGCGUCAUCUCGGUCAAGAAUUAUCACUCCAAAUGCAGGGUGAUUGUACAACUCAUGAAUUACCACAACAAGGCCCAUCUCCUGAACAUUCCCAGCUGGAAUUGGAGGGACGGUGAUGACGUCAUCUGCAUCGCCGAGCUGAAGCUGGGCUUCAUCGCUCAGGCCUGUCUGGCCCCGGGCUUCUCCACCAUCAUGGCCAACCUCUUUGCCAUGCGCUCCAACAGCGAGAUUAAGCGAGCCGCCUUCAGUAAGGGUGUUAGUCACACCAGUUUGUAUGAAGUUCCGUCCACUGAUCUGGCUGGUCGUAAGGUGUCUUGGCAGACACACUACUUACAAGGCUGCGGCAAUGAGAUGUACACGGAGUAUCUUUCUAAAUCUUUCACUGGAAUGUCAUUCCCUGAAGUGGCCCAAGUGUGCUUUCAGAAGCUGAAGUUAUUGCUGAUAGCUGUGGAGUCCAACAUUGACACAGUGGAGAGCAUAAUCGCCAUCAAUCCUGGUCCUCAUGUCAAGAUCCACGAAGGAACUUUGGGGUUCUUUGUUGCUCCCUCGGCUCAAGAGGUCAAACGGGCGUACUACUAUUGCAGAAUCUGUCACGAUGAUGUCAUCGCUGUGGAGAAGAUCAAACAGUGUGACUGCGAUAACGCAGACUAUUUAGGUCGACGCAGCCAUCGUCAAGGUCUGAGGCGUCUUCUUCCUUGCCCUCGGAAACGCAAACACCACAAAUUCUCAGUUGCUGACAUAAGCACGGCUCUAACAACGCACUCAACAGACGAGAAGAUUCUGAAGGCACAGGGGGUUAUUAAUAAUCAGGAUGCCGCACUGAGCAUUCCGUCAAACCUAGAGGGCAGCAGACAGGAUAAGAGCAAUGGCACAACACUCAAUACAAACCUGCACAGCUGUAUUCCCAUCCACACGCAUAAUUCUGACUGUUCAGAUAAACGGUACAGUCGAGACCCACCGACUGACGGCGAUUGGUUAGGUGGGCCUCAGAGACCAAGAGCUGUCCAGGCGCGACCCCCCAAGAAAGAUAAGAAGAGAAGCUAUGCUUUACGUCGUCCCAUCCGGUUUGAUCGCCCGCGCCCCUGUGUGGGGUCGCUGGGUCGCCUGCUACUAAGGAUGCAGUAUAUAAAUGGUGAUCACAGCACCAAGCCGACUUGCACCAGUAGGGUGAGUCCUCGUUUGAAGCAGCUGCCUGAUUUUGGCGACGAAGAUACCACCUACCAGUUUGAUUCAACCGGAAUGUUCCACUGGUGUAAAGAUAGAACCUCCUCCUAUGCACUCUUGACGCGCGAGGAGGCCCAGCAGACAAACCUGUGCAACCACGUGGUGGUGUGCGUGUUUGGCAAUCGCAACUCCCCGCUCAUCGGCUUGAGAAACUUUGUCAUGCCGCUGAGAGCCAGCAACUUCCAUCUGGAGGAGCUGAAGACGAUUGUCCUGCUAGGUGACAUGCAAUACAUCGCCAGGGAGUGGCAGACCCUCAAGAACUUCCCCAAGGUUUACAUCAUGGAUGGCUCACCUCUGAGCCGUGCCGACCUCAGAGCUGCCAAUGUCAACCAGUGUGACAUGUGUGUCAUCCUGUCCGCCAACGACAGCACCUCAGAGUACCAGAGCCUGCAGGACAAGGAGACCAUCCUGGCCUCCCUCAACCUGAAAGCCAUGAUGUUCGACGACUCGGUGGGCCUCCUCAGUGCACCGGAGCAAGCCAUCAUGCCGAUGCAUCUUCCUGGAAUAGAGACGCCUGUUCUGGAGCAGCCUAGCAGGAGAGGCUCAGCAGUGGGCGCUAAUGUCCCAAUGAUCACUGAACUUGUGAACGACUGCAAUGUCCAGUUUUUAGAUCAGGAUGACGAGGAUGAUCCCAAUACUGAGCUGUACCUCACGCAACCCUUUGCAUGUGGAACAGCAUUUGCCGUCAGCGUCCUGGACUCCUUAAUGAGUGCUACGUACUUCAACGACAAUGCCCUGACCUUGAUCAGGACAUUAAUUACAGGGGGCGCCACUCCCGAACUGGAGCAGAUCCUAGCCGAAGGCGGUGAUAUGAGGCCAGGGCUCAGCAUUCCCGACCUCCUAGCCAAUCGAGAUCGGUGCCUUGUAGCCCAAAUACCACUCAUAGAUGGACCCUUGUCCUAUUUUGGCGACGGAGGCAUGUACGGAGACCUCUUUGUGGAAGCUCUAAAAAAAUUUGGCAUGCUCUGCUUUGGCAUCUAUCGAUUCCGAGACUCAACCCUCUCAACAAACACACCCUCCUCCAAGCGCUACACCAUCACCAACCCACCGUACGAGUUCCCUCUCCUGUCCACCGACCUCAUUUUUGUCCUCAAGCACUUUGACCCCAGCCCGUCCUCGUCGAAGGCCAGAGGCCAAAGUUCGGGGGGCAACGGCGGCAAUGGAGGGCAGCACAAAAAGAAGAAGCGGAAGGGGAAAGACAAGGAGCGGAACGAGAAGAGGGACUCCGGUGAGGGCAUUGAAAUGACCCCCCAGAUGCCCCAGCGCCACACGGUGCAAGUGCAGAACAGUAAUCCAAAUGGGCAAAAUCAGUCGCCAGUUCACACAACAAUGUGCUGAUCCGAAUGUUGAAGGGGAUUGCGCCUUCGAAAGCCAGAUACAUCACUACAUGAUCUAUGUAGCUUUACCAGUGAGCGCAUUUCUGGCAUGCCUCCUGCACUGUAUAGGAAAGGGCGAAGGCUAUGUUAGUGGCAGAAGUGGGAUAUCGUGAAGGACCACUCCAGCAAGCAGCAUUAAUAUACACGUAGUGUCUUUAGUACCGGGCCAUCAUGUAAUUUAUAUUCAACUUAAAAAGUUAUUUCUUGUUCAUGUAGGUAAAACGUAAUAUUCUCCACACAUGCAUGCUGGUAAAUGCAUGAUUUUGAAACUGAAAAUAAAUUUGGCUGGUGAAUAGUGUUUUCCCACUGCACCAUGAAGCAUUUUUACAUAACUCGUACUUGUUCGUACAUGUAACAAGAGACUCUUGAUCUUGAAAAUCUUUAAUUUAUAUGAACAGUACCUGAUCAUUGUCUUUGGUGGCAGGGUAUUUCCCAUAUUUAUGAACUGUAAAGGUCUUUUUGGCCAAGGAUUUAUUUUUUAUGACUUUAGCAGUACUGGUGUUUUAUACGGUAGGUUCAUCUAUUUAUUUCUUCAUGAAUAACUUCUGAUUUUCUGUUCAACUUUUUGUUUGUCACUUAAAGAACAGUAUUUCCAAAGGAAGAAAUUUCAUUGCGGCUUGUUUUUUGGUAGUUGAGCAGUUAUUUUUACAAUAUCGCUAAAUACACGAUUUCAGCCAAUGCUCCUUUAAUGCCAGAUUGUGGAACCCUCCUUGGGCAUUUUCCACAUCUUGAUUUGAAAAUGGAAAGUCGCAUUGUGUUCCUGUUAUCUGUUGUUCCUGAGGAUUUAUUCUCUGUGUCCCAUUGAGAACUAAUCUCUCACAUUCACUAUGGUCAGAUGUAGAUAUUUUGUUCUGAGUAUUUUGUGUAGGAUGGUUAUUAAAUAGCUAAAACUUUGGGGGUCAAACCUGCUACAUAAAAACAGAAACACCACAUAGAACUGUUGCUUCAUUGCUAGUAAUGUGAAGCUCAUAUUUGCUGUGCUUUUUUGGGGGUCUCUUACUGCGUCAUUUUCUGUAAAUAAUUGGAACUUUGCAUCAGGUAAUUAAUAUACAUGUAGUAUUACUGGCUGAAGAUCAUCUUUGAAUAUCUACUUAAUGUUUGAAGAUAAUCAGUUGUGUGCCUUGAAAAACCGUUGCAUGAAGAAAUGCUGGACAAAUUCCUAGCGAAGUUUAUCCAUCCAUGUAAAUAAGAAAUAUUACCUUAGCUUUGUUGACAAAUGUCUGCGAAGGGUAUUUGUACAUUCAGGUCUGUCAACUGAACUUUUUUCAGGGAAAAAAACGGGAGGAAUCUAACUUAAUCACUUUGGCUGCAUCCUCAUCUCGUCUAGAGCUAGGUCUAGGUCUUCGCUCCAUUGGAAAUGUGUGGAGACGCGCAGACAGUAGACCUAGCCCUAGUUCUGGAAGCCUGUUUCGAACACCGUCUUUUGACUGGGCAGGCACGGUCUAGUACCCCGAAGUAUGGUUUGUUUAAUGUGCAAUGAGAUUUCAUUGGAAGGUUGGCCCGGUGACAGCUUUAUAUUCUAAAAAAUACAUUGUGGAUGCGGUCCACCUUAGGUUAAGAUAUGAUAUCAGUGCUAUCCAUGUUAAUCACCUUUAACUCUUUGGUAUAAACAGCUUCUUAUAUUUCUUCUUAUUGUAUUAUCAUGGUAACAUUAAUGUAUCCAAGACUGACAAUCAGCAGUUCAUAGUUUUAAACCAGGAUUGCCAAAGUGUGCCCCCGUGUUCAUUGAAAUAAGAGGUUUGAUGCCAUAUGGCAAACAGAAUUCUUGGUAGCAUCAGUCAGUAAGGCCACACUUUCAUGGAGCACAGAUCUCAACAAAUCAGUAAAAUUAAUUAGACUUUCUUGAAACUGUUUGUUUUCAGCAAGAAAAUGGAGAUGGAGGGGAAAUGGAAGUAAACGUAAAACAAACUGGGAAAUUCUUUCUUGCUUUGUUAGGUGUGCCUGCACGGACCAACUCUACGGAGCACAAGUGAAAGAAGACGAAGAUCCUUGACAAAACUCCUGUGAUGGAAGAAAUUUCACAAAGAAAAAGUCACUUUUCCUUUUGUUAAAUUAACUGUCUUGAUAUGGAAAAUAUUGGGAAAAAGUGAAAGAUAAAAAUUAUGUAAAUCGCCGGAUCACAAGCCAGCUCAACAUGUACUUUUUUUUGCACGCCAGAACUGUAAGUACUGGUUACUGUUUAUGUAAUCAGUCCGUGUUUAGUAAAGUUGCUUUCACAGACGUACUCUUCUCUGCCAUAUCUAUUGGCCACAAAAUUCCCAAUAUGCUUGCCGUACAUGUAUAUGUAUCUUCAACGAAAAAUGUGGAGAGUUUGUGGCCAGAUAAAGUUCAGACAGCCCAAUUCUUUCCUGGUUGUGUGGCGAUAUUUUAACAGUGAAAUUCAUAUUCAUUUUUGAUGCUUUAAUAUUCAUAAGUUGGCAGAAACAAUUUGGGGGGGGGGCCAAAAAGAAUUCAGUGGAUCCAUAAUCCAUAAAAGUGUGGCCUUACAGAUGUUAACACGAGUCAUACAUUAUGAUGAAGGUUCAUCGUGAUGCUUCUGCUGUGUGCUAAAUUUAGUAGCAGUCAUGCACAGAAAAAAAGUUGUUUUGAAAAUUGUCCUUUAAAGAAAAGCAUGUAACUGGUAAAUUAGCUUAGAACUGGUUUAUUAAAGUGAACUGAUUUUAGGGAACGUUUUCUAGCCGAGACAAGCACGCAUCUCAUGGUAUUAGUUGCAAUUUAGUCACAAAGUUAGACGGAAUGUUACAAAAACAUGUAAAAACAUGAAAAGAAGAAUUUAUCCCUUUCAAAAAAUGAUCUCCCAACAAAGGGGGGUUGAUUCCUGUUAAGUUGCUUUUGUAUGCUGUGUUGAUAAAUUAUGGAUACAUAACAAGUCUAUAUAUAUAUGGAAGACAACAGAAAAGUUGUAGAGUGACUUUUUAAAAAAGGCUUGACUCUGCAAACAUUAUUUUCUAUAGUUUAAAAGGUUUGCCUUAUUGUUCCUCUCCGAAUUUUUCAAGUGCAAACAGAACUUUCAGAAUUUAAUAAAAGCAUUGCAAAGAAAACCAAA
Molecule: messenger RNA, 7195 nt
Organism: Acanthaster planci (crown-of-thorns starfish)
Lineage: Eukaryota; Metazoa; Echinodermata; Asteroidea; Valvatida; Acanthasteridae
Product: calcium-activated potassium channel subunit alpha-1-like
Biological process (GO): potassium ion transmembrane transport
Cellular component (GO): postsynaptic membrane
Molecular function (GO): large conductance calcium-activated potassium channel activity
Source: RefSeq, a predicted model, not a curated record